Penicillium diatomitis is the source of this 1419-nucleotide messenger RNA. RefSeq lists its product as uncharacterized. The record is from RefSeq and is a predicted model, not a curated record. Bases 1 to 1419 code for a protein of 472 amino acids. The transcript has 2 exons. NCBI's taxonomy places the organism in Eukaryota, Fungi, Ascomycota, Eurotiomycetes, Eurotiales, Aspergillaceae.
AUGAUGGUCCCACGAGCAUUUACUUUCUCCUCGGCUCCGACAAAAAAGUCCGCCGGCACUUUUGAUAUCAGAGAGCACGCAUUGCUGCUGGGCUUGAAUGUACCGGACGAGGAGACGUUCAAGCGCCUGGAAGCUCUCCCGGAGCCGUCCACGGUGACCACUCCCAUGGUGAUCCCACCUAAACGUGGGUCCCGUACGCCCGUUCAACGAGAGGUGCGCUCCCGGACGACAUCCAAGGUGACUGCCUCCCGUCGGUCCUCAUCCUCCUCGUCAUCGAAUGACCGACCGCUGCCGCGGUCGGUGGCCUCGAUGCUGGACGCUACGGCAAUUCCUGUCCCACGCCGGUCAUGGUCUACUCGACGGCCCAAGAAGCUUCCACGCCGACACUAUGUGGAGGAAUUCAAUCGGAUCAUGCAGGAGGGGAUCAAGUCCAGAGAGGACUAUAUUUUGAAUGAGUGCGAAAAGUUCGGUCUCUGUGCCGAUUUGGAGCCCGAGUCUCCCUUUUCUGUGCCGUCGUCCUCAAGUGAUUCCACCCCAUCGCUGGAGCCGGAUAUGGGCUCGCCGCUGGGGUCGCCUCAACCGCCCACGCCUGGUAGCCAACGAAGCAUGCCAGAGAGGCGGACUGUGCGAUACGCCCCAGGCGAAGACUGUGCUCUCGACCACCCACUUCUUGAAUCAGCCUUGGAAGAACGCGAGGCGCUCGUUUUCGACAGUGACUCUGGGCCAACCACACCCGAGGCUAGUCAACCCAAACGAACUACCUCGACACGAUCCUUUCCAAGCUUGAAGUCGUCUUUCAAAUCCAACCUGACAGCCUCAUUGCGAGCCAUCAAAUCCGCGGCUCAGUCGGUGUCCACAUUUGCGACUCCCUCUGUUCAACCCGAGGAUUUCCUGACCCGGUCCUUGUUCACCAUCACGCCCGAGAUGACGGAUGACCGCCGACCACCACCCAUGCAACAGCCGCCUUCCCCGGCCUUGCGUCGCUACCUCAACCCCACCCCCAUCUCCCCGGCCGAGAUGUGCGUAUACCACGAGCAGCCCCACGAUCACUCUCCCCCCGCCAGCAGCUGUGCCGUUUCGAUCCAGAUGCAGACCUAUCGUCGCUCUCGAGGUCGGGGCAAUCGGCGCAGUAAUUUCCACGUGGUCGCACCUAAGAACCGGGAUCAAUAUCACGUUUUUGAUCCCGAGGUGCCUUCGAUGUCGCGACAACGCGAACCUCGUGAAAACUGUGACUUUCUCCGCAUGGUUGUGCUUGAAAUGAACAUGCGACGCAGUGGUAAAUUGCGCGAAGACAUUCCUCCACGGGCGCGCAUUAUGCUUCCACCACGCAAGAGCAACUCCUACCGUGUGUCUGGCGAUUACGAGGAUGGCGAGGAUAACAACACUGUGCCGACUCGAUGGGUAGGCAUCUCCGCAUAG